This is a messenger RNA of Phlebotomus argentipes, 3676 nucleotides long. It is a transcript of the gene Smg5, whose product is annotated as nonsense-mediated mRNA decay factor SMG5. Lineage: Eukaryota; Metazoa; Arthropoda; Insecta; Diptera; Psychodidae. The coding region runs from base 349 to 3339 and encodes 996 amino acids. Gene Ontology annotation, molecular function: telomeric repeat DNA binding; telomerase RNA binding; protein binding. The transcript has 4 exons. Gene Ontology annotation, biological process: nuclear-transcribed mRNA catabolic process, nonsense-mediated decay. Gene Ontology annotation, cellular component: telomerase holoenzyme complex. The record is from RefSeq and is a predicted model, not a curated record.
ACAGUCGCCAUAUUGCUAUUUUUCCAACAAAAGUUCUGCGAAGAUUUUUCUCACGCGGAAAAAGCAAGGAAGAACAGUGGCAAGAGGCGUGAAAGUGCGUCCGUUUGGUGGAAAACGUGCAAAAUAGCGCCCAAGACGUGUGCGGAGGUACGGGAAUGCGGUGGAAGGGCGCCCUUGGUGAUAUGAUUAGAGUGCCAGGCGUUGAGCGAGUGCUUGAUACGGAGAAAAAUGAUAUUCCGUCUUGAUCCUGACGUCAUUGGAGAAAAUGGUGAAAUAAUUUGACGGCGGUGCGAUAUUGAGAGAGGUAGAAUUAUCAACUAGCGCGUGAAAAUAUUGCAUUUCAAAAGCAUGGAAUGCACCAGUCAUCAUCAGCUUUACAGAUCCCUCCUAUCGACGGCGAGGCACUUGGAUGAGCAGAAAUCCUGGGAGAGCCUCUCGCAAUUGCUAGGCGAGGAUGUGAAGCAGAAGCGGCUGUCGAUUGUGCGGAAGUGCGAGUAUCUAAUCUACCAGGACGAUGAGACUGUGAGUCCGAAGGCGAGGGUGCUGCUUUGGCGGAAGGGCUUCUACGAGCCCAUCGCUAUGGCGAAGCGUUUGGUGCGCAGUAAAAUUCCCACGCUGGAGGAAAUGAAGAGCCUUGAGGAGUUUAUUUUGAGUGCCAUUGAGCGUCUGAAGGUGAUCUUUAUCACAGUUGAGAGACGCUUUGAUCUGGAUCUGAAGUUCCUCAUUGAUCUCGGCAUCUUUGGGUGCGCCGAUGUGAAAACGGACGUGGAGAAGAGCGAGAAUCUGUCUGUAGCUUCCAGGAGCUACGCUCUGGACACAAUUCACGCCUUGGCCAUCUCUCUGGGAGAUUUGCAUAGAUACUAUCUGGAUUUCUCCUUCCCAAACGCGCUUGGGACUGCAGAAGAAGCUGCAGCGUUCUAUUUCGAAGCCUUCAAGUUGAAUCCGAAAGUGGGAAUGCCACAGAAUCAACUGGGAACGCUGCUCACGGACAAGAAUCAUCAUCUGGAUGCUGUUUAUCAUUACUUUUACGCUCUGGUGUGUUCUGUGCCAUUCGAUCCAAGUGAGGAGAACGUAGCAAAGAUCCUUUUGGAGAAUGCCAACUAUCUGGAACAUCUGGACAUGGAGCAAGAGGACUAUGAAAUGACAGUGAAGGAUUUCCUGGCGCGAUUCAUACUUGUGGCAGACAUCUUCUUUUAUGACAAAGAAGUGGCGGACUUCAGUGGACUUUGUCAUGCUCUUUUGAUUGAUCUGAAAUCGAUGUUGGAAAAGCGAAGAACUGUCCUAACAUCAGACAUGCUGUACAAGAUGACAGCAAUCAUGUUUUUCUGCAUGGCAAAGCUGCAGCGAGUGAAUUCGGAGAAAGUGCAUCACUUGAACGCCUUCCUCCUGGCCAUUUGCGCUCAGAUGAUUGCCUCGUGCAUCCAACAAGUGGAGGAGUUUGCAGGGCAUCGCGAAGAGCAGAAUAGUCAGUUUAAAGAAGCUUACUUACAUCGCUAUGAAGCUUACGAUAAGCGUGUGCGUGAGGCGCGCAAAGAGCGACAGAAGGUUCAGGACAGAAUGCCAAAAACGCCCUCGGCUUCUUCAUACUCAGACAGGAAUAGUCUCUCAGUUGGAGGAGGAUCCAGUCAGAUGGAGAAGGGAGUUCAACAGACAACUAAAGAUGCCAGGAAAGUCAAGUCAACGAAGAUGAGAAGACGUCGCAAGAGGAGACAAUCUUCUGUCUCUUCAGAGAGUGAUCUCACGUCCAAUUUUGACUCGGAAUCUGAAUCCUCAGAUGUCUCUUCAGUGCUUUCAGACACUGAUGAUGAGGAGGAGCAGGAGACGAAUGCUUCUGUAGUGGAGAAGGAGAUCUUCAAUGACUUCUCUAUGAUUAAUCUCAAUGGAUUGACAUUCAGUGAUGUGCAGAUUCCUACCGAUGGGGAAGAUGAUGACGUUGUUAUCGAGGAAGAGACCAUAAUGUUUCCUGGGAAUCAACCUGAAGUGGAUGUGGAAAUUGACAGAGAGGAGGAACCUUCAUCAGAACCACCAAAAAAGAUGAAAUUUAAGCAGAAGUUCCACAAAAUUGAUCCAAACAUCAUAGUUGAGUUCGCCCAAACAGAGAUCACUCUUCAGGCGCUGAAGCUACUGUUUGAGUGGCUGAGGAAUAAUCGAGAGAUCGUAAUAAGUUGCCAGCAGACAAAUCCUGAGUUCAUCCAUCAGACCAUGGCCCUCCUCAACUACUUUAACAUUGACAUUUUCACCAGCAAAGUCUUCUUCGAGCGACAAAUGCUUCACGUGGCAGAAGUGAGAGAGGAUCUUCGGGGGCUGUUUGACGAACGCCUGCACAUCCCAAUCCGGGAGGACAUGGCGCUGAAGCACUUUUCGCUCUUUGCGGCCAAUCAGGAGCACUUGGACUGGGAAAUGUCGGCCAAACUCGCAAUAUCCACGUGUGAAGAGAACAUCUUGAGACUCUUUAAGAUGCUGGACUUUGGCUUCUACAUUUGCAAAACCUUUAAAUUCAAUUAUGUAUUUUGCACUAAGGCCAGAGUUUUCGUGGAGAACUUUCUGGCGAAGAAGAAAAAGCGUCCGAAGCGUGCAAAAACAAAGAACCAUGACUCACGCGUGCGCAUCUCGAGGCCGAGUGAUGCCUCUGAGGAGGAUGGCGACAGCAGUGGCGGCAGAAGGAAUCCAAAGAAGGGCUACUUGAGGAACCGCAAUGGAGACAGCGUGAUCAAUGUGCCGGACAAUGAGAAGAACAGCAAGAAAAUCGAGGAUGGCGAUAAGAACGAGAAAUACGCCUUGAUGGGAAAACUGUGGCUGAGGAGCGAAGUGAAAUCUCUGGAAUCCAAGAUCAAGAAGCCAAACGGCCUACACUUGACGCCCUACUUGAUGAUGGACUCCAAAUCACUCACGGAAUUCCAGGCGACCGUGAAGAGUCUGGUGAAAGCGCGCAAGUUCGUUGUUCUCAUCCCAAAUGCUGUGCUAUCGGAAUUGGAUGAACUGAAGAAGCAUAGCGACGGCGCCAGGAAUGUCAUCAGGUGGUUAGAACAUGAGUUCAGCAAAGGCAAUCGCUUUCUUCGCUCUCAGCGUGAUCACGAAAUCCGCCCUUUGCCUCUAUUGAAGAUCCCCAAGAAAAUCGAUCGCGAGGCUUCUGUCUUUCUGCAGAUUGCCCAAUUUUGCAACUACAUUGUAACGAAUCAAAUGAAUCCCGAUGGCAGUACAGAUGUUGUGACUUUGCUGACUGGGGAGAACUUGAUGGAGAAAAAGUGCCCGCAUUUCAGCUUCUACGGCAUUCUGAAUUCCAUUCCCGUCAAGUUCGACCAAAUCCAGGGAUUCUAUGCCAAAUACAGGAAGAAGUGAGUCCACAGCUCGAUUUCGAUGGUCAAGAAUUCAAUGACUCUUCAGUGGCGCGCCGCACUUGUGGACCUGGAGGUUGCGAAGACUGUGUUCAGACAUAUCUUCUCCUCCUAAGCCAGUGGCGAUCCAAUUGUUUUGCCGUUGCGAUGUUGGAAGCGCAUGUUCACCCUGGAAUUGUGGCGACACUCCUCCUUAGCAUCUUACCCUGGAAAACGAUCAAGAACAUACGGGGCGACGAAACACCUUUCUGGACGGUUGUGCAGUGCGGCAGGAAAGCACUCUGUUGACCGCCUUACUUUAUUCGUUCUUUUUCUCACUCUGUUUUCUGCUCAAUUUUUAA